This is a messenger RNA of Closterium sp. Yama58-4, 249 nucleotides long. Lineage: Eukaryota; Viridiplantae; Streptophyta; Zygnematophyceae; Desmidiales; Closteriaceae. The record is from the annotation of a GenBank genome assembly.
AUGGUGCCCACCCGCCCUCGCAUGACCGCGCUGCCAGUCCUCUUUCCCAUGUGCAACUGCGGUUCCCGGGGUGGAUGUCGCCGCUGCAUUGGGCGAACAUUCCUUGUCUCAUGGAAGCCAGGUGGAAUUCAUGUGGCCGCCCCCUCAGCUGACAGCUUCUCAGUGGACGGCAACAUGGCGACAGAGGUGAGAUCACCAUCUGAGCAUUAUGUAGUGACACCGUCUUCCUGCACCACCAAAAUAGUGUAG